AAACACCAACCACUAACUCCACAACAACCCAAACCUCAUAGAACUGCCCUCUCUCCUCCCUAAUCUUGGCCGUGUCUCUUCUACCCACACGACUCUCUUUUUCUCUUCUUCUAUACCUCGUCUUACCUUUCUUUUACUCUUUUGCUUCUACAUUCAUUUGAGAGAAAAUUCUCAACCUUCGUCUCGUUUUAGUCUUUCGACCAUGGCCGCUCUCUGAUCCACUGCCGGGGCUUUAGACGUGUCUGUCGCGUGUCGAGCUCUAGCUUUCUUACCCCUCCUCACAAGACGAUUGGGCUUAUUGUGCCCGAUCAUCCUUUCUGAAUGGCAGCUGUUUCUGUUCCUCCCUCACCCCAAGCACUGCCAUCUACCAUGUCGUCUCGAAGGGUCCCUCUGGCAAACGUCCCGAAUGCCGCCAAUUCUCCAUAUAGGGCCGUGGCAGCUGCAGCAGCUUCAAAACGAUCUCGAUCCCAAAGUAGCGUCCAACGCGAGCUCCCAUACGGUCAAGCACCGCCAGCAAAAAAGCUCAUGUAUGAGCUCAACCCGUCGAACUCGCUCGAAGCGAGCAAACAACAACAACUGGCUCAGAGUGCCGAGGGUCGAGUCUUCACCAAAAGGUCUACAAACUCGCAGCCCACUGCAUUUGAAAGAAGACUAGUUGCUGCACGUGAUAAGGCUGUACAAUUGAAGACGGCAAAGAAUGAAAAGAUUGUCAAUGAAAACCUUGAAACUAUUCGACAAUGGCAAAAACAUUAUCGAAAAGUCUUUCCCCAUUUCACCUUCUUCUUUGAGAGCAUUCCAGAAGAUAUACGGGUCAAAUGUUCCAAGCAGAUCAAGGCCCUAGGAGCGCAAGAGGAAAAGUUCUUUUCCAAGGCUGUGACACAUGUUGUCACAACCCGUCCGAUCCCUCCUGAACUCGAUGCAAAAACUGCAGCCAAUUUAGAUCAUACGCCUGCCGUGAAUACUGCCCAAGAGGAUCAGACGCGCGUCGACCAACCUGAUCAACCUCGCACCAUCGACCCGUCUCUACUGGAACGAUCGUCAGAUGCAACCCACGCCCAGUCACAAGCGUCUCAGUUGAGGUGCAAGUUCACUUUUGAAGCCCCAUUAGGUCGGAAAAUCCCGACCACGCUGCCUUUUCAGGAUGCACACUCUAAGAAACAGCAGGGUAGUAGCGGUGACGUGCUACAUAGAGCCAGAGAGAUGGGAAUGAAAAUAUGGGCUCUAGAAAAAUUUCAGCGUAUGAUGACAACGCUGUUUGAUACGGAUACUGGUUCUUAUCCGCAGCACACCCACAACACAAGAGGGAAUGCCGCUGCAACGGCUGCUGGCACCAAGCUAGAUGCCCUGUCUGUCCUCCUGCGUAAUGAGAAGCUGAAAGGCCCCGCGGACCGAGAUCCUACCGUUUCCACAAAAGAACUUAUUCAUUUUCGAGGCCCUUUCAUCUACAUUCAUGACAUGGAGGAAAAAAAUAGACCUAUCAUGGUGAGGGAAUACCCAAAAGUCGCCCAUCGUGAGGAUGGCGAAUGGCCGCAAUUUCGCAGUGUGGGUAACGGAAGAUGCCCCUUCAUCCAUGACGGCUCUAGUAAAAGAGAUCGUGAAAAGGAGCGUGCGCGGCUCCGGGAAGUUGAAGCUCAGAAGAGACUGGAGACAGCACCGAAAACUCGAGCAGUAACGGCACUGGAAGCUUCCAGACAACAAUCUGCGGUCGUUGAGACAGAGAAGCGAGAUUCAAAUCAAGUGGAACCCACAGACAAACCUACUUCGAAGCAGACGCCAGAAAUGCCCAGUGUUAAAUUAUUUGAGCCACCAAAAGCCGUUCCCGCAAAGCGAGGGAGCCUUGAUAGAGUUGCGCGCGAAUCCCAACCUACUACGUAUUCUGCUUUUGGCGGACUUAAUGGGCUAUCGCGCCUACAUGGGGGCGAGCCUGUUGCCUCCGGCGUGCAACCAUCUAAUAUCACUUCAGCAAUCAGAUCUCAGAUGAUCUCGUCUACGGCCGCUGCACCCGGCGCAAAAGCUGGCACUAGCAAAGAGGUCCAGGAGCUGAAAAGAAAGGUCCUCGAGCGGAACAGUGUCCCAUCAGCAAAUAGUGUGUCCUCUUCUUUCCGAGUGACAGAUGCUGCUGCGGCCGCGGCGGCUGCUGCCACGACAAGGCAUAGUCGACCUAUCCCGCAAACUCGAUUGGCCAAGAGAAAACCAGACGGCAUUCAUGAUGAACUUGGCGACAUUGAAGAGGAACCAACCCCGUCUGAAGAGGAAGAAGCCGCAAGAAGGCAACAAGGGGUUCGAAAAUUUCGCGAGCCCCAGAGAAGGGUUGAACGGAAGGAGCCUAAACCAGGAUAUUGCGAGAACUGCCGAGAGAAAUUUGACGAUUUUGACGAGCAUACUUUCUCGCGUAGGCACCGAAGAUUUGCCCUUUCGUUGGACAACUGGGCCGAACUCGAUGCUCUCCUUGCCCAAUUGGAUCGGCCGCUCAAGGGAAUGUGACACCUAACCAAAUCUGCCUUACCUUCGAACUUAUCGAAACCUUGAUCUGUCACUCCUCAGGAGCCUGUUAUUGCGAUAUUCCGUCACAGCAGUGUUCGGAGGCAAGUGGCGCAGCUUACACUGAUUCUUCUACCCAUUCUCUUUAUUCUUUUCUUUUUUUAUACUCUUAUCUCUAGAGUCGGACCAAGCCCGAUUUUGAGUUUGUUUUCUCUGCUUUGUUAAUUUUUUUUUUUUUUUUUUU
Xylona heveae TC161 is the source of this 2725-nucleotide messenger RNA. RefSeq lists its product as hypothetical. The transcript is spliced from 3 exons. Gene Ontology annotation, biological process: positive regulation of nuclear cell cycle DNA replication; regulation of cell cycle phase transition. Bases 322 to 2484 code for a protein of 720 amino acids. NCBI's taxonomy places the organism in Eukaryota, Fungi, Ascomycota, Xylonomycetes, Xylonales, Xylonaceae. The record is from RefSeq and is a predicted model, not a curated record. Gene Ontology annotation, molecular function: protein serine/threonine kinase activator activity; zinc ion binding; nucleic acid binding. Gene Ontology annotation, cellular component: nucleus; Dbf4-dependent protein kinase complex.